This is a messenger RNA of Neopelma chrysocephalum (saffron-crested tyrant-manakin), 3691 nucleotides long. RefSeq names its product protein phosphatase with EF-hand domain 1 (gene PPEF1). Gene Ontology annotation, cellular component: nucleus; cytosol. Gene Ontology annotation, molecular function: calcium ion binding; protein serine/threonine phosphatase activity; manganese ion binding. The coding region runs from base 950 to 2938 and encodes 662 amino acids. The record is from RefSeq and is a predicted model, not a curated record. NCBI's taxonomy places the organism in Eukaryota, Metazoa, Chordata, Aves, Passeriformes, Pipridae. The transcript is spliced from 17 exons. Gene Ontology annotation, biological process: detection of stimulus involved in sensory perception.
GCGUUACAUACAGCCUUAGGCGGGUGCUGUGGGCACUCCUUUCCCCUGCAUAUAUUCGAUACAUGCGGUACCGAAUCCAUUCUUUGCCUUCGGAUCGUGUGCUCCUCACGUCAUUGCCUCCGGCCCCGCUUCGGAAAGGGCUGGCAAUCCUUCCUGCGCAUCCUGCUGCUCCCAGGAUUCGCCCGGCUGAGCUGUUCUCCCAGACAAGUGGAGCACAAAGGUCGCUGGCCUAGCGUGUCACACCAGGUUGGCCCAAGCGCGGGAGAGGCGGGCUGAGCUCCGUGAGAGGUGCAGCAGAACCCCCGCUGCUCCGGGGGAGCCCGGCUGCGUGGAUUUCGUGUACGCCAGUCGUGGGAAGGCGCCUCGCUGCUUUCUGCGAGGUGUUCCAGCUCUUUUCAGCGGGGGAGGAAGGUGUAGGUGACUUUCUCGGUACAGAAGGCCUUUUCAAAAGAAUAACGCAGUGAGAGAAAAGGCAGAGCCUGGCAUUUGUGUCAGUGACGCCCUGGAGGAAGCUGUUGCGCGGUGCCUUAAUGGAUCUAAAAGAGAGACGUUCAAUCCCCUCGGGCACAGCACGGGACACGCCUGUGCGUGUUUCUAAAAGGAGUCGUGAAAGCGGGAACAUUUGGCUUUCACAAUCCGCCCUGGAGAGGACGGAGGGAUUUCCCCCCUGUGGCCCCGCCGCCGGCAGGGGGCGCCCCGCGCCCGCGCUCGCCCAGCGCCCUCAGGGCCAGGGCCGGGUCGGGCUGUGCCGGGAACAACUGCGGGACUGGAUCUUUCCUGUUCGCUGCCCAUCCGCAUCAGGAGUGCUAGGGAAGAGCCGAGGAGCCUGGAGGGGUAUAGUCCUCAUCACUGAAGGAACAGCACAGGAAAUGUGUGUAAUGCUAACAGCUGAGAGGAACAUGCUCCAUAUCAGCAGCAAUUAAAACGGAUAGGCAGCAGCAUUGGAACCAUGGGGUGCAACAGAUCUGUACCUGACAGAAGGUCAGAGAGAGUCAUUAAAGCUGCCAUCCUCAUCCAGAAGUGGUACCGCGCAACAAUGGCCCGGAUAGAGAUGAGGCGCCGCUGUUCUCUGAGUAUCUUCCGGUCAAUCGAAUAUGCUGAUGAACAAGAUCAACUACAGCUGUCCAAGUUUUUUUCAUUCAUGCUGGAUCACUAUACUAAUCUUGAUUCAGUCUCUCCCAUUUCCACCAGCCCUAGUGAUCCUCAGGUGGUGUAUGAAUGCUUACAUAUAACAGAAUUUGAAGAGAAAAUGGAUGUUCCAGACUCAUAUUAUGGGCCACGACUCUCAUUCCCCCUUACUGUUGGAGAUGCCAAUGCUCUUAUUCAUGCUUUCAGGAAUAAACAGCGGCUUCAUCCCCACUAUGUACUGCAGCUACUAUGUGAAACCAGGAGAGUUCUCAAGUUGAUGCCAAAUAUCACCCAUCUUUCAACUUCCUACUCCAAGGAUAUAACUGUCUGUGGAGAUUUGCAUGGAAACCUGGAUGAUCUUUUGCUGAUAUUCUAUAAGAAUGGCGUGCCUUCAGAACAAAACCGUUAUGUCUUUAAUGGUGAUUAUGUUGACAGAGGGAAAAAUUCUAUGGAAAUACUUAUAAUCUUAUUUGCAUUUUUUCUUAUCUACCCCAAUAAUAUAUCCUUGAAUAGAGGAAACCAUGAAGACUACCUGAUGAACAUGAGAUAUGGCUUCACAAAAGAAGUUUCGAAUAAGUACAAGGAGCACAGCACACAGAUUUUGUAUCUUCUGCAAGAUGUCUUCAGCUGGCUACCCCUUGCCACUAUAAUUGAUAACAAAGUUCUCAUCCUACACGGAGGGAUUUCAGACACCACAGAUUUGGAUAUCCUGAAGGCACUUGAAAGAAAUAAGUUGAAAUCUUUGCUACGGCCACCCAAGUCAGUGGGAGGCAGACACGACCAGAAGGAGGGAAUUUCCACAACUGGCCUCAGUAAACACACUGCCAGUCAGCAUCAUCCUGGGAAGAUGCAGCUUGACUCUUCAUUGGGCUCCACUGAGCCUUCAGGCUCAAAUUUGCCUGCAGGCCCCACCCAGGAGGAAUGGAAACAAAUGCUUGACAUUCUCUGGAGUGACCCAAGAAGCCAGAAUGGUUGUAAACCAAACAAGAGUCGAGGAGCAGGUUGUUACUUUGGUGCUGAUGUCACUGCCAAGAUCUUUCAAAGGUAUAAGCUGAAGAUUCUCAUCAGGUCUCAUGAAUUUAAGCGGGAAGGUUAUGACAUCAGUCAUGGUGGGAAGGUUAUCACUAUCUUUUCUGCCUCUAACUAUUACGAAGAGGGGAGUAACCGGGGAGCAUACGUCAAACUGGACCCUGCACUAAUUCCUCGGUUUGUACAGUUUCAAUCCAGCAAGUACACACGCAGGCUGAGUAUUCUGGAGAGGGUGGGUACAAUUGAAUCAUCUGCCUUAAAGUCCUUACAAGAGCUGAUUUAUGCUCAUAGGUCUGAACUCAUUUGUGCUUUUGCACAAUAUGACCUCAAUGGCACAGGCUGCAUUUCUGUCCCUGACUGGGCUGCAGCAAUGGAGUCUGUCCUACAGCUGGAACUGCCCUGGAGGAUGCUGCGGCCUCGGUUAGCACAGAUGAACCCAGAUGGACAAGUUGACUUCAUGUCAUGUUUUUAUGAUUUGAAAAUGGAUCCACCUAUAAAAGAGGCUCAGCCAGCUUUGGUGGAAACAUUGUGCAGAUACAGAAAGGAUUUGGAGAUCAUCUUUAACAUCAUUAACAAAGAUCACUCGGGUCUGAUUUCUCUUGAGGAGUUCAGCCAGACAUGGAGACUCUUCACCUCUCACCUGGGCAUUGAUGUACAGGAUGACUCCCUUGACAAAUUAGUCCUGAGUAUAGACCACAACAAAGAUGGCCACAUUGACUUCAAUGAAUUUUUAGAGGCCUUUCACUUUGUUCACAGAUUCGAGGAAAAGGCAAACUCGUGAAAAGGCAGAACUUGUGAGCUGUCUUGGAAGCUCACCUUCCUGUUCUUAGUCAUAAAAGGGCUGCUCGAUACAACAUGAUACGAUAUGCACUGAGGUCACCGUGUAAGCCUUUAUGUAGUCCCUCUUGGAUGAUAUGUAGCUGCAAUUAAUGAGACAGAAGAGAUGAAAACGCACUUCUUACAGCAUUGCUGUGUCACUGCCACACACUGCCAGUACCCUACAAUUUACCCUCCCCCAUGUCCCCCAUUAAUCUAAUCUCUGAACACUGCCAAGGUCACACCUUCGAUAGUGUAGGAAGAGACUUGGGUUUAUUUCUCUCAGUGGUCCUUGGCAACAGCUGAGAGCACUGGUGACCACAAGGAACAUAUCAGACCCUCCUUGGUUAUGAAACAGGCACAAGAGACGCUGACUAUGGAGUGUCCGGUGCAGGAAAGGAAACCAAGGAAGAACCAUCUUGUUAAAAUAGGUGGUUCUGCAUUUAAAUUUGCUCUUUGCGUGAUGGAGUGGAACUAAAUCAUUCCAGGUCACUGUCUAUCCAAAGUUUACAGACACAACUUACAGGAUCUUGGUUGAAAGGUGUUUACACUUGUGCUAAGUUUCCUCUUACGACUGGUAACUUUUUGCCACAUUUGUUGGAAUUUGGAGCUAAGAAACAGUCAUAACUCAUCACCUUAAUGAAGACUAAAUCCAUAGCAUGUUUAUGUAACAUACAAAAGAUCACAAAAUAAAGCUUUAGCUUUCUGAGUAACGUCU